AUUUUAUAGCUGAACGAAGCUGAUUUUAUAUGAGCACCCACAAUUUCAUCCCUAAAAAUCGAGUCUGGUAUCUAUGUCUCUCUCUUAUAGAUACUGCCCAUGAAACCACAAAGAGACUUAUGUAGAAGUAUUAUAACUUAGGUGUCAGCAGUAUACCUAUUGGAAGCUGACCGCUUCCCCUUCCUUCCUUUUGUUUCCCUCCAACCUCAUUCCUGAUCAAACCUGCCAUCUUUGAGCGGCUGCGCUUGACAGUCUUUUUGAUGAUCACCUCACCUUGGUCUGAAACUGUGGUUUUAGACUCAAUAUCACCAGUCCCUAUGCAACAUUCAAGCACGGAAAUGGAGUUGACAAUGCCUUGUUCGCAGGCGCAGGUCCACUCACAUAUUGAGUGUCAUGAAGCUGUGCAAAUGGAAGCUUUCCCCAUCAGCAACUUAGAUGCAUAUAACUGGAAAGAACUUGAGAACAGAUUCUACAAGGCCAUGGAGCAACACAAAGAAGCAGAAGAUGCCCUCCAGAACCAUAUCUUGAGAAUGCUAGAGAUUUUCAUGGCAUGGUCUCAAACCACUAUUACCCGCGACGAAACAAGAGCCUUCAAAAGAUUCAAGACCCAGAUGCAACAUGUUCAGAAUUCCGAAGCGAGCUUGGAGAAGAAGAAGCGGCAUUAUACCGAUGUUGUCAAGGCAUUUGAGAGUGCUCUCGCAUUGCUGGACGACCGUCUUUAGACAUGCACAUGGCCACAAAAUCGAGCCCGGUCGUUUGGAUCACACUCCUGUUCCUGCUUUGCUAAUUGCCCAGCAAUGGUGGGCCAUCCUUGUGGGCGACCCAAGAGAAUCUAGCCAUAUGAUGUUACGAAUAAGUGUCACUGCUGCUCGGCUUUCUGAUGACUGGGUUGAGCUCUUGCUUGGAACGAGAUACACAAGCAUUGUUAUCCUAAAUUUCUGCUGCCAUCCUGCCUGUCCAUCCUUCGUACAGUGUCAUCCAACCCAGUAUUGCCACGCCUUCCGGUGCUCGCUAGGAGAUUCUCCUCCUCGGCUACUUCGGCUUCCUCGGUAAGUAAAAGCUCGUCUUGUCGUGGUGAGCGAAUGAUGAACGUGA
This is a messenger RNA of Aspergillus fijiensis CBS 313.89, 1095 nucleotides long. RefSeq lists its product as uncharacterized. Bases 261 to 722 code for a protein of 153 amino acids. Lineage: Eukaryota; Fungi; Ascomycota; Eurotiomycetes; Eurotiales; Aspergillaceae. The record is from RefSeq and is a predicted model, not a curated record. The transcript has 4 exons.